Messenger RNA from Ruditapes philippinarum (Manila clam), 2257 nucleotides. Its product is annotated as ficolin-1-like. The transcript is spliced from 4 exons. Bases 1 to 528 code for a protein of 175 amino acids. The record is from RefSeq and is a predicted model, not a curated record. NCBI's taxonomy places the organism in Eukaryota, Metazoa, Mollusca, Bivalvia, Venerida, Veneridae.
AUGGAUGUCUUUCAGAAUCGCUUUGAUGGUUCUAUAGACUUUUACAGAAAUUCGACGGACUACGAAAACGGAUUUGGAAAUCUGUUUACAGAGUUCUGGCUAGGUCUCGGGAUUAUGCAGGAAAUAGUAUCAAAUGGACCAAUUGAACUUAGAAUGGACCUAACAGAUGGUGAUGGAACAACAGUUUAUGAAACUUUUCAGAACUUUCAUCUUGACGCUGGUCCAGAGUACACAAUCCAUCUUGAUCCCGGGCAAGGAACGGCCGGUGAUGAUAUUUCAGACUUGGGAAUGUCAUAUCUGAACGGUAUGCAUUUUACCACAAAAGACGUCGACCGCGACCCCUAUCUUCCUGAAAAUUGUGCACAAGGACAACAUGGAGCGUGGUGGUAUAAUCAGUGUGGCGGUGUCAACUUGAAUGGAGAAUAUGCAACCCCAGGUUUUCAACAUCCAAAGGGUUAUUGGUUUGGAAUUUUCUAUCAACCAUAUAGUUUUAAUUCACUUAAAGCAACUAAAUUGAUGUUUCGCUGAAACAAUUGACACAAAUCUUACGAGUUGACGGCGCAUAAAUACUAUUUACAAUAAAAUUGGUUUUUAAUAUGUUUAGUAAUUUCAUUAUAGCCAGAGUAGGAUUCGGGGAGUUCAGUUAGUAGGUUUCGUGUAAGUGUAUUAAGUUUUAUAUACGUUUGAUAAAUUCUUAGGGACGUAUAGUAAAAUUCAAGUACGUUUAGUAAAAUUCGGGGACGGUAAAUAAGUAAAUUUUGUUUACUUUUAAAUUUCGUUUCUUUUAAUACAAAUACUGUUUAAAGGCCAAUUACGCCACAAAAAUACUUUUACGUUAAUUUUUCAAAAGCUUUUUGUUUCUUUUUUUUUAUUUCUGGGUUCUUUUAUAGUUUCAAAAAAAAUGCUCAUUGGCCAAUUACCUGAGCAAUCUAUUACAUCUGUUGCAUUUUAACAAUUAAGCCAUCAUAGAGAUUGAAUAGUUUGUAUGGACGUCAAAAUACUACUUUAUUUACAUUUUGCUAAUUUUAUGACAAAUAAUCUCAUAAUUAGAGCUACUUUCCCCAGGUAACAAGCAUCGAAAAUGCUCUAAAACCAUUAUUUAAACGGUAAACUUCUCAUGUUUGCCCUUUGUAAAGAAGUCAAAAUUCAAUCGUUCAAGAGGAAUAAUGUGCCUUUAAAUAAUAUCCAUAAAAAUUAUAUAUAUUGAAUAUCUAAACAAUAUUUUCACAACUAUUUCUGCUUUGAAAAUAAAUCUACAUCUACACAGAAUAAUACUAAUUUCGACCAAUUUUAUUUAUCUCAAAACCAUUUCCGUCAAUAUUGACGGUAUCUCGAAGAGUUAUUUCAGACAAUUUGUCAAGCUUCAAGGUAUCGUUCCAAUAAGGUGGUAGACGUAUCAGAUAUAGUUUACACAAUGAUAGUAAAAUAGAAAAUGUAACUUGAGGCUAAUCGCAACAAAAGCUUUGAAACGUUUUAUUAUGUACACUUAUGGCAAGAGAAAGAAAUGUCUUGAAUUACAUUAGCCGAAAGCAUUAGCAUGACAAAUAUACACAUACCGACUGGGACAGUACAUGAAAAGAUUGUUUCGAAAUUGAAAGAAAAUGAAAAUGCGGCCGACAACAAAUCUGUUCUAAGAAUAAUAUCAAUGUCAAUUUAUUCUAUUUCCCAAUUUAUCAUGGUCUUUCUUUGACACUAUGGUUUGACAAAUACAACAAAAACUAUUGUCGACAAUAUGUUAAUACAAAGCAAGUCACAUUUCGUGCCAAGUGAACUUGGCAUUUCCUUUGUUGUAACAAAAGACAUUCAGAAUUUUUUCAAAGAUAAAAAUCAAUAAUGUACGACAAAAUGUUGACCUGUUAACGGACGAAAGAUAUGAAGUUCACAGAGUAUGUGAACUUAACAUUAUGAUCAUUCAUAAUACAUGCAUAUGUGGUUUUCGUCUCAAAUGCAGGUAUUUCAUUUGCCGCCGGAAAAAUAUAUUAUUUCUUUCUUUUUUUUGUAAGUGUGGAUAUGUGUGUAUUCAUAUAAUCAAAUAUUUCACAAUAUAUUUAAUUAAAUUUACAUUAUUGAUUUAUUUAUCAUAUAGUAAAUUAUAGGAUAGCACAAAAUAACAUUGAAAAGAAGAAAAAGGACGCGUGUAGCCGAUGCAUUUAAUUGUAUUGUAUUUUUAUUGUAUAUAUUUUAUCAAAUUUGUUUCAAAAUGCCUUGAUAUAUUUAUUAAUUUUGUCACUUUCUUAAAUCAUUCGCUUAACUUUGC